AUGUCCAUAGCACGAUUAGUAUACUCUCUUUUCAGAAGAGUACGAUCGGUUCUCUUACUUUUCAUUACCAUAUCGCUAUUAUUUUAUUAUACGUUCCAGAAUGAAAUCGACAUCUUGAAUUCGUAUGCUUUAAACGAUUCAUUACCGUCUAUAAACAAUUAUGAGCACAACAUAGAGGACUCUUCGAAGCUGGAUUCUCCAGACCCAUAUUCAGUCAGUUCUGAUCGAAUAGCCACUGACAAGGAAAACAGCAAUGUCGUUGUGGAUUUGUCAGAUCCAGCUACGUUAAGAGAAAAAAACAAGUACUUCCCCUUGCUCUUAAGGGAAUCGUCUGACCAGAUUGGUUCGAAUUUGCCAAUUUCGUCUCUGUUGACAUAUAAGGAAAAGUAUCCCGUCUUGUUUGAAUACUCAUCACCUUCUCUAGCUCCUAUAAGCCAGAAUGACAUUCAUAAAAUACAGCCGACAAUGCAAUUACCUCCAGAUAGUGACAUGAUAAAACAGAUAAAGGACAUCUUCAUGAAAUCAUGGGACCAAGAACAGUUGCUUCUAAAAAGUAACCUAAGAAGGGAAUCCACUUGGCCCAUAGAACUAACUGAUUCUUUAGAUACGUUGUAUCUAUGCGGUGAAACGAAACUUUUCCAAGAUUCCGUUAAUAUAAUAGAAGAUUUUGACUUUCGAGUACCCCCGUCAGCAAUGGAAAUAAUUGAUAUCCCUGACAUCACUACUCGUGUCCUAGAAGGGUUACUUUCUGCUUACGAAUUAUCAAUGGAUAAAAGAUUACUUAACAAAGCAAAACAAGUUGCCGAUUUCAUAUUAAGAUCGUUUGAUACCCCUAAUAGAAUCCCCAUUUUGAAAUAUUUUUGGAAAUCUGAUCUGAGAAACAGAUUUCCAGACCGUACUGCUCCAUCAGGUCAAUUGACCACUAUGUCACUCGCUUUUAUUAGGUUGUCACAGUUAACCCGCUUGAGUAAGUAUUUUGACGCUGUAGAAAGAGUUUUCACCACUAUACGUCAAUCGUAUAACGAAUUUGACGUGGAUUUUAUGUUACCUGACGUUGUUGAUGCUUCUGGUUGCCAGUUAUUAACUCAAGAGGAAAUUGAAAAUGGUGCACACAUAAAGGGAUCCAGCAUCAUGAAAAGUAUUAAUGAAAAUUUCAAGUUCGUGCACUGUCAGCAGUUAGGGAAAUUCUUAAAGCCUCCGAUAAAUGAGAACAACCUUCAGACACAAUCUCAAUACCAGGCUUAUGGAAUUAAUGAAAAAACGGUGCCAAUUUUGGAGAAUCUAUUCAAAAUUAAUGAUCUUUUCCAAUCCUCUUACGAUAUCCUAGAUGGUUCAAGCAUAAAUACUAAUGCUGCCACGAGCGAUCCCAAUAUCAACUCAGAUGCAGAAGCUGGUGGCAAAAUAAUUGAGAAAAGAAACUUUAAAGACGGUACUAAAAAGGAUUCGACAAAAAACAUCCUAAGCGAUAAAUCAGUAAUAGACUCGCAAAUGUUUUUUACAAAUUUUAUCAGUCACAUUUUCAAAUUUAUGACGUUUCAACCGAUGUUCCCCAAGCAAUCGGGAAACAAAAGGGUGAAAUUUCUAAAUUCCAUUUUAACAAAAUCUCAAUUCAUGCCCGCAACUAACGAGUUAGAUGUCACCAUAAGAAGAUCUUACGAUGUGUCAUCAAACUCAUGCAGACUCGGCGGCAUUCUAGGUUUAAGUUCACGUAUUCCCCACCACGGCGGAACCAACAGCAAGUACAUUUUACCAUCGUCAUUAUUGGAAAUGAGCGAAAUAAUAACACAAAGUUGUUUUGCGCUAAUGAAGGAGUUCGACGGGCUGAUCCCUCAAAGAUUUGAAUUGGAUCCAUGCGCUGAUGGGACUAAUGAGAAUUGUGAGUUUGACGGUGAAGCUAAAUCGCGAAUGAUUGUCAACGGCGAAUAUGAGACCUUUGAAAAUGACCAGGUUGUCGGGAUCAAAGUUUCGAAUUAUGGUAGAGGUGGGAGUGGUGAGAAAGCUAAGAGAAAUUUAAUAGUCAGAAAUGGGGUAACAGAGACUCAAAACACUAAAGAUGAUACGGUUGAAAACGCGAAAUCCGUUACUGCAAUAGACGGCGGCGAAAUAACACAGAUACGUAGGGUUUUUACGCUUGGUAAGAAUAUCAAACCGCACGUUACAACAGACGAUAUUGUGGAUUCUCAGUGGAAAAACCAUCCGGACUGGCCGUUUUGGGUAAACAAAGUGGAAUCCAGAAGAUUACUGGAUUCGAAUCUGAUCGAAUCUAUAUUCUAUAUGUACAGAAUUAGCGGAGAACAAAAAUGGAGAAGCAUGGGUAAGCAGUCAUUUGGAAUUUUAAUACAAGAAUUGAUGAAGCUAAACAGUGGUGCCAAAGGAUUAUGGCAAGUGAAGGAAUUUUACGAAAACGGCGAAAAGGUGAACAGUUAUUUACCUAGCUAUUGGUUCUCCAGAACAUUGAAAUAUUACUUGCUAUUAUUUAGCGAUGGUGAUGAGGUUUGCCUAGACAAAUUUAUCCUAACUCAAGGAGGCCAUAUAAUCAAAAAGAAAUGA
Messenger RNA from Saccharomyces paradoxus, 2550 nucleotides. It is a transcript of the gene MNL2, whose product is annotated as putative mannosidase MNL2. The transcript has a single exon. The record is from RefSeq and is a predicted model, not a curated record. Gene Ontology annotation, cellular component: Golgi membrane; endoplasmic reticulum. The coding region runs from base 1 to 2550 and encodes 849 amino acids. Gene Ontology annotation, biological process: carbohydrate metabolic process; N-glycan processing. NCBI's taxonomy places the organism in Eukaryota, Fungi, Ascomycota, Saccharomycetes, Saccharomycetales, Saccharomycetaceae. Gene Ontology annotation, molecular function: mannosyl-oligosaccharide 1,2-alpha-mannosidase activity; calcium ion binding.